AUGCGCUACGAGUACUCGAGCAUGACCGGCAAGCGCAAGGCGCUGCUGAUUGGCAUCAACUAUGCGGGCACCAGCAGUGCGCUGCGCGGCUGCUGGAACGACGUGCACAACAUGGCGCGCUUUAUCCAACACCAGGGCGGCUACCACCCCGACGACAUGGUGAUCCUCACGGACGAGCCGACGCACAAUAUGCGUUCGCUUCCUACGCGCGAGAACAUCUGCCAGGCGAUGCACUGGCUCGUUUCGGGCGCGCAGCCGGGCGAUGCGCUCUUCUUCCACUACUCGGGACACGGCGGGCAGGAGCGCGCGGUCGAGGCCGACGAGGAGGACGGGUACAAUGAGACGAUCCUGCCGCUCGACUACCAGAUGAGCGGGCAGAUGCCGGACGACGAGCUGCACGCGCGCCUCGUGCGCCCGCUGCCCGUCGGCUGCCGUCUCACGGCGCUGUUCGACUCGUGCCACUCGGGUACGGCGCUGGAUCUGCCGUACGUGUAUGCGACGUCGGGCAACAUCAAAGAGACGAACAUCUCGAUGAAUGUCGGCAAGGGCCUGCUCGGCGCGGCGAUGGAGUAUGCGCGGGGCGACGUGGUCGGCAUGGUGAGCGGCCUCUUUAACACGGUCAAGAGCGCGACGACGAACCGCAACGCCGCCGAGUACACGCGUCAGACGCGCUCGAGCGGCGCCGACGUUGUCAUGCUCUCAGGGUGCAAGGACAGCCAGACGAGUGCGGACGCUAUGGAGGCGGGGCGCGCGACCGGCGCCAUGAGCUGGGCCUUUAUCAGUGUGCUCUCGCAGUGGCCGCAGCUGUCGUACGUCCAGCUGCUCAAUGCGACGCGCGACCUGCUCGCGGCCAAGUACUCGCAAAAGCCGCAGCUGAGCGCGUCGCACCCGAUCGACAUGAACCUGCUCUUUGUGAUUUAG
Molecule: messenger RNA, 921 nt
Organism: Malassezia sympodialis ATCC 42132
Lineage: Eukaryota; Fungi; Basidiomycota; Malasseziomycetes; Malasseziales; Malasseziaceae
Gene: MCA1
Product: Ca(2+)-dependent cysteine protease MCA1
Biological process (GO): proteolysis
Cellular component (GO): cytoplasm
Molecular function (GO): cysteine-type endopeptidase activity
Source: RefSeq, a predicted model, not a curated record